Brassica napus (rape) is the source of this 868-nucleotide messenger RNA. RefSeq names its product non-specific lipid-transfer protein 12. Lineage: Eukaryota; Viridiplantae; Streptophyta; Magnoliopsida; Brassicales; Brassicaceae. Gene Ontology annotation, molecular function: lipid binding. Bases 46 to 411 code for a protein of 121 amino acids. Gene Ontology annotation, cellular component: membrane. Gene Ontology annotation, biological process: lipid transport. The record is from RefSeq and is a predicted model, not a curated record. The transcript has 2 exons.
AUUAACAAUGUAAAAUCAUUUACUUAGAAAACAGUUAAAACAAAAAUGGCGUUUGCUUCAAAGAUCAUCACAUGCCUCCUCGUCCUUAAGGUCUACAUGGCAGCUCCAACAGAGUCACACAUAACGUGUGGGAUAGUGACAUCCACAUUGGCUCAGUGCAUGGGCUACUUGACCAACUUUUUUCCAGUGCCAUCAGACUACUGCUGCGCGGAAGUCAAAGCAUUGAAUCAAAUGGCUCAGACCACUCCGGACCGCCGACAAGUAUGUAAGUGCCUUAAAGCAGUGGCUAAGGAAAACAAAGGAUUCAUUAACAUCGAGCUUGUGGGCACACUCCCUACCAUUUGUGGUGUUUCAGUUCCCUACCCAUUUAAUUUCAGCACCAAUUGUGACACUAUAUCGACUGCCGUGUGAAGGAGGGUAGCUAGAGAUGUACGACUAAUCAAAGUUGCCAGCUUUAUAACCUAGCAUCAUAAUUAUUCUGCUUUCCAUUUUAUGACCUCAUUGUCUUAUUAUUAGUAGUUGUCCACUUCAUAUAAUAAUAACGACAAAGGAACUCCCUCUCUCUUUACUGUCACUUUAAUGUAUGUACACGUACCGUACCGUCAGGGUCAGGGAUAACACUUACAUCUUACUAUUACAUCUAAUAUGAUCAAAAGGUACUUGCAGGAAUAGUUGAGAUUUUAGUCGACCGCAUUGGCCGAAUUAUCCGAAGAGGAUCGUUUAACCGUCGCAAGAGCACGAAAGGGGUGAAUGUGCUUUUGCUUGCAAACGCUUAAGCACCUAUGAAAAAAAGGUUUGGCGUAGAUAUAUUUUGCAGCAUACAAGUUCGGUCCAAAUGAUAAAAGCUAAAGUGGAUACAUGUGUGCGG